Staurois parvus is the source of this 195-nucleotide messenger RNA. The record is from the annotation of a GenBank genome assembly. NCBI's taxonomy places the organism in Eukaryota, Metazoa, Chordata, Amphibia, Anura, Ranidae.
UGCCCCAUCAUUGGUGUCAGUGGGAGGAAUAGUGCCCCCAUCAUUGGUGUCAGUGGGAGGAAUAGUGCCCCAUCAUUGGUGUCAGUGGGAGGAAUAGUGCCCCAUCAUUGGUGUCAGUGGGGGAGGAAUAGUGCCCCAUCAUUGGUGUCAGUGGGAGGAAUAGUGCCCCAUCAUUGGUGUCAGUGGGAGGAAUAG